ACACACACAAACUGCACUUUUCCUCUUUCCUUUUCUUUUCUCUCAAAAGCGGCAACCAUAGUACCCGCCCUGGACUCAACAAAAUCAAAACCACAACCACAGAUUCAUAACUGCAAACCACUCUUCAUAGAUACAUACAUAUAUAAUAUAUUCAUUAUCCACGCACAGCACCACGCAACAAAGCAAAACAGUGUCACUUCUUUGGCGUGUUAAUGCAUCACCACCACAAUCCUCAGCUUCACUUCGGAAAAGAGAACUCCCCUCUCUCUUCUGAUGCAACGUCAACUCCACUCUCCUUCUCCCCCAACGCAAACCAAAACCAAAAUCAAACCCAUUUCUCAAUUCAAGUUUCACCCUCUUCGCACCAUCCACCACCACCAAACAUUCCCUGUCACCAUGAACGCUUCUCCGAUAACCCAUCUCAAACCUCACCCCACAAGAGACAACCGAUGAAAACCCUCCCUUUUCCUUUGUUCCCCGCACCCUUUGGCGCAAAGCUUCCAACUUCAAAGCUUCUUCCCCGUUUCCGUUUCCUCAUCUUCCUCCCCCUUCCCUCUCUCUACUUCCUCUUUUCAAACCCUAGCCCGUUGGAUUUCCUCUCCGUCAUCGCUUUUUCAGCAGCACUGUUAAUUUCCCUCAAUCUGGCGCUGUCGUUCUUCACUCGAUUGUUCCCCGCCAAGCUCUCUUCUCCUCCUUCUUCCUCUUCUCCUCACCCUGUGGUGUGGUCUAUAGGGUCGAAGCCGAAGCAAGUGAAGAAAUUGAGUUGGGGGUGUUGGGUGCAAGUUUAUAGCAAUGGGGACGUGUACGAGGGUGAAUUCGAGAAGGGGAAGUGUUGUGGGAGUGGGGUUUAUCACUAUCACAUGAAUGGGAGAUAUGAGGGGGAUUGGGUUGAUGGGAAGUAUGAUGGGUAUGGUGUUGAGACAUGGGCUAGAGGGAGCAGGUAUAGGGGGCAGUAUAGGGAGGGUUUGAGGCAUGGAAUGGGGAUCUAUAGAUUUUACAGUGGUGAUGUGUAUGGUGGUGAGUGGUCUAAUGGGCAGUGCCAUGGGUUUGGAGUCCACACUUGCAUUGAUGGCAGCCGCUAUGUUGGGGAGUUCAAAUGGGGUGUCAAACAUGGACUCGGACAGUAUCAUUUCAGAAAUGGGGACAUAUAUGCUGGAGAAUAUUUUGCAGACAAGAUGCAUGGUUUUGGAGUGUAUCAAUUUCAGAAUGGUCAUCGGUAUGAGGGCGCAUGGCAUGAAGGAAGAAGACAAGGUCUGGGAAUGUACACUUUCAGAAAUGGGGAAACAAAAUGUGGUCACUGGCAGAAUGGGAUUCUUGAUGAUCCUAAAGGACAUAAUAGUCCUACUGGCUCUCCAUGUGCUGUGGACCACGCCAAGUUUUUCAAUGCUGUACAGGAUGCACAUAAUGCUGCCGAGAAAGCUUACAACAUGGCAAAGGUGGAUGAAGGGGUGAAUAAAGUAGUGGCUGCAGCUAAUAAAGCAGCAAACGCAGCCAGAGUUGCUGCAGUAAAGGCUGUGCAAAAUAGGAUGCACCAUAAUAAUAAUAAUAAUGAUAAUGAUAAAUGAUACUACCACAUUUCCUCAUCUUGUGAUGAUAGAAAAGUGUAUCGUCUCAGUGUCACACUAUCAUAGGCUUGCCGUUUGCAUGCCAUUCAUUAUUAGAUAUGAAAAAGCUAAGGAAGCAGAAUGAAUGCAAGGAAGGAGAAUCAUAAAGAUGUGCAAUGCUACUAUUGAGAUCUUCUCUGAAAUUUGAUUGCCACUUGAGAGGUGUAUCCAUUUCUUGUAUUGUGGUACAGCUGCGAGGUGCCUGCUUGGAACCACUUUCUGUCAUUGAACUAGAUGGCAGAUUCUGGAGCAAACAGGUUCCUCACUUUUGGUGGCUUCUUUUAUGUGUAUAAGAAGAGUAAGAACAAUAGAGUAGAGUUACAACGUGUAAGGCAAAAGUGCCAAAAAGAUAGAAUAGGGUUUACAUGUUGGCUUCUUGUCAUAAACUUGUUAUCUGGGUGCAGUUAUAAAGUUGCCCACCAGCUAAUGCUGUAUGUGUUUGAUGAAAAUAUGAAGUUUUAGAAAGCUCAA
This is a messenger RNA of Cajanus cajan (pigeon pea), 2075 nucleotides long. RefSeq lists its product as uncharacterized. The record is from RefSeq and is a predicted model, not a curated record. NCBI's taxonomy places the organism in Eukaryota, Viridiplantae, Streptophyta, Magnoliopsida, Fabales, Fabaceae.